Molecule: messenger RNA, 4046 nt
Organism: Planococcus citri (citrus mealybug)
Lineage: Eukaryota; Metazoa; Arthropoda; Insecta; Hemiptera; Pseudococcidae
Product: fibroblast growth factor receptor homolog 1-like
Exons: 8
Coding region: 1-1962 (653 amino acids)
Biological process (GO): protein phosphorylation; positive regulation of kinase activity; multicellular organism development
Cellular component (GO): plasma membrane; signaling receptor complex
Molecular function (GO): transmembrane receptor protein tyrosine kinase activity; ATP binding
Source: RefSeq, a predicted model, not a curated record
AUGAGUAAUUUACACUACACAAUUCGAAAACGUAAAGAGCUGCAUGGAGAAAUCAUAUAUGAUUACGCAAAUGAAGCCGUUCAGAGCAGCGAUUAUACAAUACUAGGUGAUAAUUUCGAUGUAUCCGAAGCUACAUCUGGAGCAUUACAAAAUAAUAUGUUACUCCAAUCAUUUAUCUGUCCAAGUUUUCAACUUAAAAGCACACAAUACAUACAUGCAAACACUAGAAAGAAAGAAAGAAUCACCGGAUUACUCGGAAUCCCAAAAAUAUUAAUCAAUGAAACAUUUACUUGCAAAUUUGACACUGAGGAAAACAUAACCAUAACACCUGUAAGCCUGCGAAUCAACAAUCUUGAUUUUGCCGGAAAAAAAUACAUGGCUGACAUCAAAUGUGAUACAAUGUUCACAUACGCUGCUCCAAAAUCCAGCAUAGCUGCCAAAUGGUCUAUUUUAUGGAAUGGAUCAAUACCUUUUGAUAACCUUCUCAAUAAACAUAUUGUCUUAUAUAAAUGCGCCAACAUGGGCAAUCAGUGCGCCAAGUGUCUGGAUAAAAAAUACAAAUGCAUGUGGAAUUCAAAAACCGGAGAAUGUAAAUAUAACAACAGCUCGGAUGUAGAAUCAGACCACAAUAAUCAUUGGUUAAAUGACAAAGAGGAGUGCUUAAAUGUGCCAUUUAAAAACCAAUCAAAUUGGUUAACAGACAACGUCUAUUGGAUCAUCAUUAUCAUAAUCGCAGUAACACUUGUUACAGUAGCAAUAUUCUUCAGUUAUUGUAGAAACUCCGCUGAAAAAUCAAGAACAAUGCAACGGCAACUAAAUAAAAUGGGUAUGGAAAUGAUAGCAAUGUCACAAUGGGUAAAGCGAGUGGUGAUUGAAAACGAAAUGGACCUGGAUGAAAACGAAUCAAACAUGCUGAGAUUACCAAACGUCACUAUCCAAUACACAACUAUUCCAAGAUUCGCUGAAAAUGAAACUGUACCAAAGGAUGAAUAUGAAUUACCACCUGAUCAUAGGUGGGAAAUUCCUCGAAAAAACGUUAUUCUAGGAAAAUGUCUAGGAGAAGGACAGUUUGGAAAAGUUGUCGAAGGAAAGGUUGUAGGCCUAUUACAGCAGAACGUUGUCACAACAGCAGCAGUAAAAAUGUUGAAAAAUAGCCACACUGACGCAGACAUGGUCAAUUUAGUCACGGAAAUGCAAUUAAUGAAAAUCAUUGGCAGACAUGAAAAUGUACUAGGACUACUCGGAUGUUGUACAAUCGAUGGACCUACGCUCCUCAUCAUCGAAUAUUCCUCGCGUGGAAAUUUACUCGAUUUCCUCCAAAAAAACCAUCACUCUACCGCAGCCCAAAAAGUUAAACAAAAUGAUUUGUCCGAAGAAGUACUAAUUACGUUCGCUCUACAAAUAGCAAAAGGAAUGGAGUACUUGGCUUCCAUAGGAUUCGUUCACCGAGACCUUGCAGCUCGAAAUAUUCUAGUGUUUGACAACAAUGUCGUGAAAAUAGCUGAUUUCGGAUUAGCCAGAGAUAUUCGACAAGCCGACUACUAUAAACUGAAAACCGGUGGUAAACUUCCAGUCAAAUGGAUGUCACCAGAAGCCUUAAUGAACAGACGUCACACUUCAAAAUCCGACGUGUGGUCAUACGGGGUAUUACUUUGGGAGAUUAUGACAUUGGGUGAUGAUCCUUAUCCGUUAUAUAACGAUGCAGAAAAAUUAAUGGAAGACAUCGAGACAGGAUAUCGUUUAAAGAAGCCCGCCAACUGUUCGAUCAACAUGUACUCUCUAAUGUGCAAAUGCUGGCUUUAUCUGCCCGAAGAUCGUCCAGAAUUUACAAAUAUCAUUAAACACUUGGAUGCCAUACUGACGAAUUGUGACAAAACUAUCGAACAGCCUGAUCUUCAUGGCUCAAGUCUUUCAACAGAAUCCGAUGACACAGAAGAUGAAACCAACGAUCUACUAGUAUAAAACUGUUUUGAAUAAUUUUAAGUUCUAUUUUAGUUGAAACAAAAUAAACACGAAUAUUAAGAUUGGGUGGAGCAGAGAAGCCAGCGCCAUUUGAGAGUGGGAUACGUACUUUUAAAAAAAAAUGCUAGAUUCUUUUCUCUUUUUUUAAAUUAAAAAUAACCUUCAUUUUGGCCUAUUUCAAAAUGUAAAAUAUCUAUUUCAAUUGGAAUUAUUUUUUAGAAAUCAAAGAAUUUACUUAAAUGAACAUCCAUAUUUUUAACACAAUCGGUAAAUAUUUUUUCUGAAUUCACAAAAAUAUACUUUUCGCAACAAGUUCUGUGGAAUAGCCUCAACUUCGGUUCGAAUAUUUGCUUUCAUGUGUUCUAAGGCGAGUGACUGGUUGCAGUUAGUUGAUAUACACAGGGAUUUGGCUUGGAGGGUGGGGAGGGGGUGAACCGCCCCUUAAGUUGUCAAAUCGAUGGCUUGGUAUAAAAACCUCGUAAGUCCAGAUUUUUUCCAAAAUGCUUUUUUUGUGGUUUCUUUAGUAAAAAACAACGAGGAAUCCGAAUUUAAAAACCUCGUAAGUCUAAAACGCAUCCUAGCGCUCUAAUCGGCGAAAAUCAAACAUUAAAAAACACGUAAGUCCGACUUACGAGGUAAGUACAUGAAUUUCAUCAAUUGUAAAUUUGAAAACCACGUAAGUCCUUGUUAAAAACCACGUAAGUCAUAUGUAAGUACAAUGCAAAUCUCAUAUGUUGUCUCUAGAAACCUCGUAUGUCCUUCCAAAGCCCUUUAAUCAACUAAUUAUAUUUUAUCAACCUAUAAAAUAUCAUCAGGCGAUACCAUUAAGACCUCUAAAACAUAAUAAUGCAAUCUGAAACUGCAAAUAACAAAAUAUGAAUGUUUUAAACGUUUUUUGUGUUCUCCUGAAAAAUUUAAGAUUUUGGACUUACGUGGUAUUUAUACCAAGCCAUCGAAAUGUUGAAAAGGUCGACAAAUUAUGAUAAAGCUAGCAAAUUCUGACGAAGUCCAAAAGUUUUAAAAAUUUCUAGACUUGAUAAAGAAGCUAUUUUGCCAACUUUUCUGAAACUUGAAUCAGCUACCUGUACCUAACAUACACAUUUUUGAAAGCUUUUUCUAUUGCUUCGCUCGGCCUAAAUGCGUACGUACUUAAUUUUUUCGUUUAGAAUUUCUGCUCACGUAAAAUGCCUGCUCUAUACCUACUUACUUACUUACUUGCUUACUUACUUACUUACUUACUUACUUACUAACUUACUUACUUACCUAGGUACUUACUUACUCUCCUACUCAUUUUUAAAAAUUGCCAAAUGCGGAAAAAUUGACUUCUUCAAAAAAAAAAAAAUGUACACAUUAAUUUAACCUCUUGAAUUAUAAAUUUUUGAAAACUUCGGCGUUCGGCCUCGCAUCGCUUAGGCCUGUGAGUUAUUUUUUUGAAAAUCAAACUUUCUAAAAAUCUAUUACCUACUCACACUCAAAAAUGUUGAAAUAAAAAAAUAAAACUCCUCACAUAAAAACAGGCGUUUUUUUACUGCUCGAAACUCAAUCUUCGAAUUUGAAAUUUCUAAAAAAACUAUCAUCAAAAUUCUAAAAUUUCGAAACCAAGAAAUCCAACUCUGCACAUGAAAAAAACAUUGCUUUUUCACCCAUAAAAAUACGAAUUUUCUAAAGCUUUUGUCUUCUCUACGCUCGGGCUAAUUUGUUUCUAGCUGUUUGUUUUACGGAAUAAGAAAUUCCAUGUUUGAGAUUUCUAAAAAUUGAACAGGAAAAACUAAUAAGAAGAUCUACUGUUGAGUAUUGCAAAUUAGUAGAAUUGUUGUCUCACCUUCGGAAAAUUUUCGGUUGCACCCCCUCCCCUCCUCAUAACAAAUACCUACUUGAUAUACUAAAUUGAUUUUUUUUCAAACGUCAAUAUGUACACCAUAGUAUAAUUAUGUGAGUUUAGUGCUUAGAAGUUACUGAGGGUAACCAAACCUUGAGCUUUGUUUUUUCAAUUUUUAUAAUUAUUAGUGCACGCAAGCACUCGUACAUUGUUGUGAAUAUGAAGUAAAAUAACUAAUAAGUAAUAAAUAUUUUCUAAAUUCUUA